AGUUUCACUUGUAAGUGUUGUGGAGACGGUGGCUUUCACUGUUUUUUUGUUAAAUUUAAAGAGUUUUCUCAGUCUGCAUUUCAGUUUUUCCGGUAGAAUAUGACUAGUAGUUUAUCUGACCAAAAGAAGACGGAACAAACAGAAUCCUUGUCCCUAGAAUAUUUGUUCAAAACACAAGCAAUACAGUCACAAUCAAACAGACUUUGGCUGCAAUUCACAUUUAUUUGUGUUUCACAUUUUCGCACUUUGCCAUAUUUUGCAGUAAUGAUAGUUUGGGGUUGCUGUUAUUGUUGGUUGGUUUAGGAUCCUACAAUUCUUUGUGUAUCUUUUAUCUGGACAAAUUCUAUUCCACAAAGUUUGAGCGUACUCAUUUUUUAGUUAUUCCAUUAAGAAUCUACCACUAAGCAAUAUGACAAUCACAGUAUGUUUAGACUGCUUCCUGAAGGUCUGACAACUAUACAAAGCGGGUUAUUUAUACAAUUUACUUUAUGAAAUGGCAAUUUUCUGCAGGUUAAUAACUACUAAUAUUUUAUCGAUACUAUAGGACUUUCCCGAAUACAGUUUUUUUGGGCUUCGGUUAGUUUGAAUUUGUGGAUAUUAUUAUGCAGAAUAAAACGUGUAAGUAUAAUAAACGUGUGUUUGCCACAGAGCUUAUUUUCUGCAAUAAUCCAAAACCCAAUGGAAAAAUCCCAUUGGGUUUUUUGUCAAGGGAACCCAGGGUGAUGCUAACUUCCUAAAAUACGUCAUCCCUGUACCACUCUAUUACCACACUGCAUUAGUAAGCUUUAAAACUGAUACUUUUAAAAACAAAAUAUUAAUUUUGACACAUUUUUGAAGAGCUCUUUGUAUUUAUUCAGACAGAAUUUAUUAUAGUAACUUUCAUAAGGGAUGAAAAGUGUAACAAAUGAAAACUUUGUGGUUGAUCAGUCUGUAUUUAUGUGUUUUUUUGUUGUUGUUCAUUUUUCACAUUUUGUACUUAUUGUCCAAUUAUAUUGUUAUAAAAAAAAAAAGUUUCUUUGUCGUAGGUUAUUUUGUUGAAUGAAAAUAAACUGUAGAAAGAGUGAAGAGUGAAGCCUGGUUGUUGUCAGACUGUGGCGCACUUGCAGUAAUAUUCAUGUGGCGGGCGGGAAGUGUGUGAUAGGGAUUCCUGGGACGUCUCCAGGCAACCAGAACCUGACGCAACCUCCCAGCCCCUCCUCCAGCAGCUCUCUGCUCAGAAACAAGUGGACCGUGGAGCUGUUAGGGUGAUGAUAUGAGAGAGAGGGAGAGAGAGAGAGAGAGAACAGACUGGAGAUGCUCUUCACUGAUGUGGCUGCUUGAACUACAAGUUGGACUACAGCAGGAGGAUUCAUACAAGACCUAAAGACACUCUGCCUCCAAAACACAAAUGGAGGUUUAAAGGAACUUUUAAAGACUUUCUUGACAAAUAAAGUGGACGCAGAAAGGACGGAAACCUACAACUAUGGUCAUUUAUAACAACGAAAGAAGCCACCAAUGAAGAGCAGAUAUCUACUUUUUAUUUUGACACAUUUUUAAGGAGCUUUUUGUAUUCAGCAGAUUAAUGAUGGACACUCCCUCAGUUCCUCAGAUUAUUGUGGACAAGGCUAGAGUCCCGGAGGAGGCAGACUGUGAGGAAGACGUGGAUUUGCCCGCAGACGACCAUCUCAUGAACUUGAAGGCCUUGACAGAGAAACUAAGGCUGGAGACCAGGAGACCUUCUUACCUGGAGUGGAAAGCCCGGCUCGAGGCGGAGAGCUUCAGAGGGUUCGGAACUGGAAAAGAUCCGAACCAAGUGGAGCCGGAGGGGAAAGUAGUCGCCCCCAAAGAGACUGGAGUGAAGUCUGAUGUGAUUCAGUGCAAGUUGCCGUCGGGUGCACUGCAGGGAUUCGAGAACAUCGAUGAAGCUCUCAGUUGGCUGAGGAGAGAACUGACAGACAUGCGCUUGCAGGACCAGCAGCUGGCGAGGCAGCUCAUGCGGCUCCGCAGCGACAUCAACAAGCUGAAGAUCGAGCAGACGUGCCACCUGCAUCGCCGGAUGCUCAACGACGCCACCUUUGGCAUAGAGGAGAGGGACGAGCUGUCGGACCUGCUGUGCGAAUGCCCGGUCACCCCGGGGCUCGGCCUCUCGGCCCCGCUGAGACUCAUCGGCGUCACCAAGAUGAACAUUAACUCUCGGCGCUUCUCGCUCUGCUAGUGGCACUUCAGACAGAAAAAUCCUUUUUUGACCACAAUGUUGUGAGGAUGUAACCCCCGUUUUACAGGCCCUAUAAUCAAAGAGAGAGAUUUAGAUAAUGUAUAUUAUUUAGGAAGAGUGUAAUAGGUACAUAUAUAGUGUUUUUUGCCACAAAACUAUACAUGGCAGCUAAAUACAGAAACCUCUCUGUCUUAAAACCGCAGCAGAAUUUAGACCUUUAGGUCAUCGUGACUUGAAAUAGAAGACUUGCCGUUUUUAAACUACAGUAUAGAAAUCUCAAACUUAUUCCUAUCCACUUUCUAAGCCGUAUCAGUUAUACUAUUGCCAGUUAUGUUUCCAUAUACUUUGGUUGUUUGCUGGGUCUUUCGUGGUUUCUAUCUACAAGCCAAGAUUUAGCAAGCACAGAUUAAAUCUUUAAGUAUAUUCACUCUGUAUGAUGUUUUCAGGUUUCAUUCCAUGUCCUGCAUCUUAAUCUAAAUGCUUUGUGCUUUUAAAAAAAGAUGCCUUAAUAUUGAUACGAAAUGUACCCUACAGUAUAUAGACCAAUGCAUAUUUGAGUUAGCGAGUAGUUGUAUCAAUUUAGCGAACAUUGUCUUUUGUAGAAUAUGAUGAAAUGAUUUAUUCUUUAUAAUGACUGUCAUGUUGCACAGUAAUUUGCUGCAGUUUGCUUCUCAUAAGUAAAGAUGUAUUUAGCUUU
Sebastes umbrosus (honeycomb rockfish) is the source of this 2891-nucleotide messenger RNA. Its product is annotated as protein FAM167A-like. Bases 1562 to 2194 code for a protein of 210 amino acids. NCBI's taxonomy places the organism in Eukaryota, Metazoa, Chordata, Actinopteri, Perciformes, Sebastidae. The record is from RefSeq and is a predicted model, not a curated record. The transcript has 3 exons.